GUUCUUUGUCAAAUGCCCAGUACCUAAAUUAUUACCAGGUGGAUUUGUAUCCACUUUGAACUUAAGGAUCUAAAUUGCAGAUUUUUUAGAAAGAAAAAGAAAUAGUUUUGAUCCUGCUUCCAAACAAAAGUUUCCUCUAUUCGUGCGUACUUAUGGAUUUCCAUCAAAUUGAGUAGUGCUACUCCCUCCGUUUCAUAAUUUUUGUCGAAAUUUUACAUGUAUCUAGACACCUUUUAGAAAUAGAUGCAUCUAUUUUUAGACAAAUUUGAGACAAGAAUUAUGAAUCGGAGGAAGUAGGAGAUUUGGAAGGACUGCUUGAAAUUUGAAAAGUGGUCAACGGACCGCAGAAAGCUUGAAAGAAAAUGCGACUGUAUUUCUGCAAUUCUUUGACCAAAGGAAGGAACACGUGCUCGUGUCAACUGCAGCCGAGCAAAAGGCCACCUACUCCGCCGCCGGCCGCCGCUCCAUCUACAAGUACCCCCUUUCUUUCGAGUUUCGAUCCGCCGCACCCACACCCGCACGCCCUGCGCCGAGCACCAACCACCAAACGCAAAUCAAAUCGUCGAACGCCUAUCGCCCCGGCUCCUGUCGUCGGGCGGCUGCCGCAGCAAUGUUCCUCGCCAAGCCCCAGCCCUCCGUCCUCCUCCCCUCCGUCUCCCUCCCAAAUCCUAACCUCAACGCUGCUGGCCGCAUCACUCCCCUCCCGUCAUCCGCUCGAUCCCAUCGCCGCCACGGCCUCCGCGUAUCGUGCUCCUCCUCCCUGGCGACAGCAGCACGGCCCGCUUCCACGGCCCCGGCCCAUCCCGCGGCCGCGGCGCUGAACCGCGUGGACGUGCUGUCGGAGGCGCUCCCCUUCAUCCAGCGGUUCAAGGGCAAGACGGUGGUGGUGAAGUACGGCGGCGCGGCGAUGAAGUCGCCGGAGCUGCAGGCGUCGGUGAUCAGGGACCUGGUCCUCCUCUCCUGCGUCGGCCUGCGCCCCGUGCUCGUGCACGGCGGCGGCCCGGAGAUCAACUCCUGGCUGGAGCGCGUCGGCGUCAAGCCGCAGUUCCGCAACGGCCUCCGCGUCACGGACGCGCUCACCAUGGAGGUCGUCGAGAUGGUGCUCGUCGGCAAGGUCAACAAGCAGCUCGUCUCCCUCAUCAGCCUCGCCGGGGCCACUGCCGUCGGCCUCUGCGGCAAGGACGCGCGCCUCCUCACCGCGCGCCCGUCCCCCGACGCCGCCGCCCUCGGCUUCGUCGGCGAGGUCACCCGCGUCGACCCUGCCGUGCUUCGCCCCAUCAUCGCCUCCGGCCACAUCCCGGUCAUCGCCACCGUGGCCGCCGACGAGACCGGGCAGGCCUACAACAUCAACGCCGACACCGCGGCCGGCGAGAUCGCGGCUGCCAUCGGCGCCGAGAAGUUGCUGCUGAUCACCGACGUGUCUGGCAUACUGGCGGACCGAGAUGACCCCGGGAGCCUGGUGAAGGAGAUCGACAUCGCCGGGGUACGGCGGAUGGUGGACGAGGGGAAGGUGGGCGGUGGGAUGAUACCCAAGGUGGAGUGCUGCGUGCGCGCGCUGGCGCAGGGCGUGCGCACGGCCAGCAUCAUCGACGGACGCGUCCCGCACUCGCUGCUGCUGGAAAUCCUCACCGACGAGGGCACAGGCACCAUGAUCACCGGCUGAAUCUUUUAGGCCGUCAGUGUUAGUAUUGGAUUCUUUGGCUGCAAUAAGUUGAUUUGUUCGUUGUUUUUUGUUGCUCUGUUGUGACAAAAUUGAAUGGUUGGUCCUGCCACCCUUUACUGGCGGCAGCUGUGAUUUUGAAUCCCCGAAAAGGAUUUAAGUAACACAUGUGAAAGACUGUAACUUUAUGCGGAAUAUACAGUUUUUUCGCAAAUGUCA
Molecule: messenger RNA, 1879 nt
Organism: Brachypodium distachyon (stiff brome)
Lineage: Eukaryota; Viridiplantae; Streptophyta; Magnoliopsida; Poales; Poaceae
Product: acetylglutamate kinase
Exons: 1
Coding region: 611-1663 (350 amino acids)
Biological process (GO): L-arginine biosynthetic process
Cellular component (GO): chloroplast thylakoid; cytoplasm
Molecular function (GO): ATP binding; acetylglutamate kinase activity; arginine binding
Source: RefSeq, a predicted model, not a curated record